Messenger RNA from Tripterygium wilfordii, 1443 nucleotides. Its product is annotated as SH3 domain-containing protein 3-like. The transcript is spliced from 10 exons. The record is from RefSeq and is a predicted model, not a curated record. Bases 187 to 1254 code for a protein of 355 amino acids. Gene Ontology annotation, molecular function: protein binding. Lineage: Eukaryota; Viridiplantae; Streptophyta; Magnoliopsida; Celastrales; Celastraceae.
CUGCUUUUGACAAAAAGGCAAGAUGAUCCGCGGAGGAGUAAGAACAGUAGAGACAACUUGAACGCGAGAGUUGUGUCUUCAUUGUCGGCCAGAUCUGGUCACACCCACUUAGCAAUCGCAGUGUAUAUUCCGUGUUCGGUUGUUUAUGCAAUUUUGAAGAGUGAAUAUCAAAAUUACCUCCCCGAGAUGGAUGCUUUGAGGAAACAAGCUAGCAAGCUCAGAGAACAAGUCGCCAAGCAGCAGCAAUUUCAAGCUGUAAUAAAGCAGUUCAGUGGAACAGGUUAUGAAAGCUCAGAUGUAGUGGUCAUUGAUGAGAUUGAGAUGCAGAGGCACCAACUGCUAGAGAAACUGUACAGAUCCACUCGUGCUGGAAAGGAAUUCCAGAAAGAUAUUGUGAAAGCAGCGGAGGCAUUGACUGUCAUUGGGUAUAAGCAUAUUGAGACAGGAACCAAGUUGGCAGAGGAUUGCUGCAAAUAUGGAGCAGAGAACAUUGCUGAUACUGACAACCUUCUUCCUAAGGCUGCAGCUAUUUAUGGUGAUUCUCGUAAACAUGUGGAAAAGGAGCAAGAAGACUUUAACCGACUGUUGCUUUCACAGGUCUUAGAUCCCAUGAGAGCGAUGAUCAAUGGCGCUCCUUUGGAAGAUGCUCGUCAUCUUGCUCAACGUUAUAGUCGGAUGAGGCAGGAAGCAGAGACACAGGCAGCAGAGGUUUCCCGAAGACAAGCGCGGGUUAAGGAAGCUCCAACCCAUGAAAAUGUUGCAAAGCUGCAUGCUGCAGAGGCAAGGAUGCAGGAACUAAAAGCAAAUAUGGCAGUUCUUGGUAAAGAAGCUGCGUCUGCAUUAUCUGCUGUGGAAGCACAACAACGAAGGUUGACUUUCCAGAGGCUUGUUGCAAUGGUUGAAGGAGAAAAGAACCACCAUCUCAGAAUAGCUGCUAUAUUUGCUGAGAUUGAAGCUGAGAUGGUGUCAGAGAAGCAGCAUAAAGAGUCUGCUCCCCCAAUGAAUCUUCCAGUCAUGUCCGAGAAUUUCCAAGAGAAAACAACGUACUUCCUCGCUGAAGCAAUGCAUCCGUUUAGUGCUGCAUCGGAAAAAGAGCUGAGCUUGGCAGUGGGCGACUAUAUUGUUGUGCGAAAGGUGAACCAAUCAGGAUGGUCAGAAGGUGAAUGCAAAGGGAAGGCAGGCUGGUUUCCAUCGGCCUAUGUGGAGAAGCGCCAGAGAAUUCCCUCAAGUAAUGGGGCUGCUGAAGUUUUUUAGUUCUUUUGUUCAAAUGUAAUAAUUUAACAAGAGAGGGAAAAGAACUGCUGCUUUGUUUGCUUCUGUUCCAUUGAAAAAUUUACAUUUAUUCUGGCAUUACAUUCGCUCAUUCAAGUUACAAGACAAUGGCCUUUCUUUGUGGAAAGCUGGUUAUUUUUAACAAUGGGCAAGUCUGAGUAAUUCUGCUCU